Molecule: messenger RNA, 1094 nt
Organism: Brachypodium distachyon (stiff brome)
Lineage: Eukaryota; Viridiplantae; Streptophyta; Magnoliopsida; Poales; Poaceae
Exons: 3
Coding region: 340-789 (149 amino acids)
Source: RefSeq, a predicted model, not a curated record
UCCUCCUCCCGUGGCGCUCCUUGCUCCCGUGCCCGGCGCCGCCGGCCGCCCGGCCCCCUCCUCCACCUCCCGAGGCCGCCCCCGGUCACCUCCUCCUCCUCCCGUGGCCGCCGGCCCCAUCUCCUCCUCCGCUCGCUUGAAGAAUCCACGCGCGUCCAAACCCUAAUCCAAAUCCUAUUACUCUCCUCUCUCCGGUCGCGACGCCUCUGCCCCACCCCGUCGCCUCCUCCGUCCAUACCACCUCCCGAUCCGGAUCCGCGCGGCCCGGUCUCCAUCUUGAACGCCCCAAACCGUCCCCGGUACUCCACCUACAAGCAACGGCGGCCUCCAGGCGGCACGAUGGCCUCCCCAGCGGAGGCGCCGUGGGCUCCAGGUGGUGCGGCGGCCUCUCCAAGCGCGGCGGCAGCGGGCAGCCUCCAGGCGUCGGUGGCUUCCCUGUCGCGGCCGCCUCCAGGCGCGGCGUCAGCAGCCUUCCCCCAAGCUUUACGCGGACCUAUCUUGUGUGGAAUGCGGGCAAUUUGGACUGCAAGGAACAAAAGAAAUCAUGGAGAAACCUCAAUGAGCAUUACACAAGCUUGCAGGUGGGCAAGGGACAUGGCCUCCGAUCUGAUUCAGACCUCGGGCCCUUGUGCAAAAGGUAAACAAGGAGCCACGGCUGUGAUGAUUAGAGAUGACAUGGGCCAGGUGAUUGCUAUCCGAUGCAAGUGGUACAACGAUAUCUCAAUUGUGCUGUCAGCAGAGGCACUGGCAUGUUGGGAUGGUGCAGAAUUGAUGGCCAGCCUGAAAUAAGGUGAUCUUAGAAACAAAUAAUCUGGAUGUUGCUAAUUUGUGGAAAAGUAGAAGCGAAAACAGAUCAUGUAUCCUGCCUGUUCUGCUCCAAAUUCAGGAUAUUUGUAGGGGGUGUGAUGUUUUUGAGUUUACUCAUGUUUGUAGAGAGGUCAAUAUGGCUGCGCACUAGACAACCAUGUUCGCUUCUUGUAGUCAGUUUGUAAACACUUGGAUGUACCAGAAACCUGAUUUCCUGAACGCCUGUAUUCAGCAUGAUUCUCAUGCUUGACAAUGAGUUAAUAUAAGGCAGUUUCACUCUAAAAAAA